GUCUGUUGUAUCGGAGUAGAUUUCUGUAUGCCACAAAGGCGUGAAUACUAACUACGUGGGGGUACAAUGGUACAUCAACCACCUUAGACCAUUUCAAGUCAAUUGCAAGGCCUGUCAGAUCAGCGAUCAUAGCACAAGGGUGCUCGGGAAGGUCUCACACACGCGAGCACGAAGAUCAACCAUUACGCAAAUGAGCUCGACGAACUACUGAUAGCUCAGCCGUGCCAUGCUACAGUCUCUCUCUAUUCAAGCCCAGGCUGCCCAGGAAUUGAAUGGGGUCUUUUGGUCUUGUUAUAGCGCAAUAGGUUCUACAAAACCCUUGUGAUCUGCAGAUCCUAUCUGCUCCUCAGCAAGUGUCUGUAUUUGCGAGCAACGGUAGAGGUAGGAUCUUCGAGGCGACGAACCGCUAUGUCUUGCUGGUCACCGCCGUCUUUACCGUUUCCGCUGCCUUCGCUAUGUCUGCAGAGGGUAAGGUAACGUUUCAAUAUCCAGUUCUCGUAUUUUUGUAUCCUUCUACCGGGCGCAACGCUCUUCCUCUCAUCUCUACACACCUCACACCCUUCGCUAUUUGAUGUUGUCAUCUUCGUCGUUGAAUGUUUUGCCUUUCUGCAGAGACAGUCGACUGCCUUUGGCAUACGGGCAAGUUCCACCUAUUCAAACUCCUACGGAGAGCUCCUUGCAGUUUUUUGCCUGGUUCCCAAUGCACCAGGUACUGAGAUAUCAUCGCCGGUGAGCUCUGGAAAUGUUGUGCUGACAGGAAGCACGGGAGUUGGUUUGGCAUACACGUCGUCGUCGUCGGACAUUCUAUACGAAGUGAACGAAUCGACCGACACCAGCAUGUGCAAGAACAAUGAGUGCGUACACUGGUACCUGUAUCUUUUCACUGACGAUGAUGAUGAUGACUACAAGUACUAUAGAGAAUGAGGCAACCCUGCUGGAAACCUUCGGCACAAAUCAGCAUCCGACAGUCAUCCACCCAGCCACCGCUCUUAUCCAGAGCUACCUGAACCAAUGCCCAACGCGCGGAAAGCCGGGAUAGUCCUACUUCCAAGCUUCCCUCUCGCAGCCUCGCAUAUGGCAGACCUUGAUUAGGUAUUCUGCUGGUGGAAGCGCACGAAGAGUCUAGACUGGUAAGGUUGUUGGUUUCAGUGGUUCCUGACCACCUUCUUUUUGCCCGUUUCCCUCUUACUUUUCCCAUUGUCGGUGUGGCUUCCCAGUGCUACCACACUCGGGACGCUCACUGCCAUUGCUUGCGCAUCAGAAAGAGGAGGUUGUACGACUGGUGCUGCUGGAACUGCUGCUGCAGCUGCAUAGCGGGUCGGAGCGGUCUCGCGCACAUCAGAAAAAGGAAGGCCAACCAAGUCCACCACCACUAUACAAUCGAAGAAUAGGUAGCGGUGCUAUGCACGCUCCAAACGCUGUGCGCCUGCGCGUAGUAACGACCAUAUUUCUGGCACUCGGCGCGGUUCCAACACUGGCACAAUAUGUGGAGAACUUUACCGGAUCGCUACAGAUUGUCAAUGGGCAGGGAACAUACAGCGGGACAUCAUCUGGGGGCAGUGGAGGUUGGAGCGAAAGCGGAUCACCAGCAGUACAAGCACAGUGUCCAGCGAAUUUCCCAGUGACCUGUUCGAGCAUACAAAAGCCAGAUUACUGCUGUCCGGCCAACAACUACUGUGCCUGGCAAGACAGUGUUGUCGCGUGCUGUCCGAAUGGCAAAGUUUGCUCGGGCUUUGCACAGCCGAUCACGACUGUAUGGCAACAGCAGCCGCCUGCUACCGUCGUAGUGGUAGGAGCACCAUCGAAGCCGGAGGGCUAUUUUGGCCAAUAUUGCAAGACACUGGUUGCUGUCGGACCUGGAUUACCUACCACUGAGGCGGGAGACUGCGGGACGAUAUUGAUUGUCGAGGGAGAUGCCAUCCGGGCGACUGUGAUCAACUGGAUAUAUGCGAUAGGAAUGGUUGUUGGGCUGCAAAUCUUGGGCGGACUGGUCUUCAUGAGGCGGUAGGAACAGGAAGAGCGAGCCGGGCUCUGGAGGAUCUUAUAAUGAAUUUAUGCAACCACAACAGUCAUGGGAGAAGUGGUCGAUGCGACUCUCGUUGGUGUAUGUAGCAGCACUAUCCUGCACACACGUGCUGUGAAUAAUGAUAAUCCCGCAGGCAUCACGCCAUGGAAGCUUGAGAG
Sphaerulina musiva SO2202 is the source of this 2184-nucleotide messenger RNA. RefSeq lists its product as uncharacterized. The transcript has 5 exons. NCBI's taxonomy places the organism in Eukaryota, Fungi, Ascomycota, Dothideomycetes, Mycosphaerellales, Mycosphaerellaceae. The record is from RefSeq and is a predicted model, not a curated record. The coding region runs from base 1403 to 2008 and encodes 201 amino acids.